Molecule: messenger RNA, 339 nt
Organism: Mytilus trossulus (common blue mussel)
Lineage: Eukaryota; Metazoa; Mollusca; Bivalvia; Mytilida; Mytilidae
Product: ATP-dependent DNA helicase RecQ-like
Exons: 2
Coding region: 1-339 (112 amino acids)
Biological process (GO): double-strand break repair via homologous recombination
Cellular component (GO): chromosome; cytoplasm; nucleus
Molecular function (GO): four-way junction helicase activity; 3'-5' DNA helicase activity
Source: RefSeq, a predicted model, not a curated record
AUGGCAUUGAUUGUGGUUGACGAGGCACACACAGUAGUACAAUGGGGAGAAAGUUAUGACACAGAGGAACCAUUUAGAGAAUGGUUUGCAAGAAUUGGUGAAUUGCGAUCUUUAUGUCCAAAUGCAUCAAUGGCUGCGUUGACCGCCACAUCAGGACCAAGCCAAAGGAGAAAAAUAAUGAAACUGUUGUGUUUCCGUGCACAUUCUGAAGUUAUUCUGGAUUCUCCAGAUCGCGUAAACAUUAAGAUUUCCUCAUUAUGUAUUCCCAAUAAAGACAAUUUGGAAAAAAGUGUUUACUUGGUUGAUAGACACUCUAAAAAGUCAAAUAGAAAAAGCUGA